UUUAGUUGACAUUCGGUUUAGUUUUGUUUUUGUGUGUUACCAGUUUUAUUCGAUUUAAAAUUUAGAAUUUUGUUACCAUGGAUAAGAAAAAGUUCUCCGUUCGAAGAACAACAAAAAGACAAAAAAUGGAGUGUGAAUUCGAUCCACAUAAUUUAGAAACAAUGGAAACAAAAUCAAUAUGUUACCUACCUAUGUAUUUGAUGGCAAGUUUUUCAAAAUUAUAAAUGAAAACCAUUAUGAAGAAAAUAAAAUAUCAGCACAAUGCCAAUAUUGCUAUAAAAUUAUGCAUGUUCAUAAAGGAUCGACUGGGAAUUUUUUAAGUCACAUUAAGUGUCAUUACGAGUUUAUGUGCCCUUGUGAUACGUUUCAUAAACCGAUUGUUAACUAACCAUGGAAAACAAUAAAGAAAAAUUACCAGCUGCUCAAGAAUUUUCGAAUGAGUUUAUAAAAUUCAUGACUUCGGCAAAAAACAGCUAUUCGCCUGAGCCGCUGCCGUCGCCUUCACUGGAGUUGAAAGUUACUCAUAAUUUGAAAUUGGAAAAAGAAAAAUAUUUGGAACAAUUUGAAAAACUCAAUGGAUUUGAAUUCAGCAAUGACGUGAAUAAAUACCAACCAUUGGUGCAGAUUGGUAAAGGAAGCUACGGUGAUGUGUUCAAAGCUCAAGAUACAAAAAAUCCCGAUGUUAUAGUGGCUAUAAAAAAAAUUAAUACAAUACAUAAAACAGAAGGAUUUCCGAUGACAUCUUUAAGAGAAGUUCGUAUACUUAAACAAUUAAGUCAUGAAAAUGUGAUCAAAUUGAUAGAAGUUUGUCAUACUAAAGCCUGUAAUGAAAAUAAAUAUCGAUCAACAUUUUUUUUGAUAUUUGAAUUUUGUGAACAUGAUCUGGCUGGUUUAAUAGCUAAUACAGAAUUCAAAAUUGAUAUAGCUGAUAUUAAACAAUUCAUGAAACAAUUGUUCAAUGGUCUAUUUUACUUACAUUUAAAUAAGAUUUUACAUCGAGAUUUAAAAUCAUCAAAUAUAUUGGUUACAAAAAAAGGAAUUUUAAAAUUGGCAGAUUUUGGUCUAUCUCGCGCAUUUAGCACGCCGUUAGAAAAUAAACCAAAUAAUUAUACUAAUGGUGUAGUUACACUAUGGUAUCGUCCUCCUGAGUUACUGCUUGGUGAACGUAAUUACGGAACAGCUAUAGAUAUGUGGGGAGCUGGGUGCAUUAUGGCAGAAUUCUGGACUCGUUUUCCAAUUCUACAAGGUUCUUCGGAUAUGCAACAGUUAAUUUUGAUAUCCUCUUUAUGUGGAUCAAUAACACCAGAAGUAUGGCCUAAAGUUGUAAAAUACGAAGUGUACAACAGCAUUAAACUACCAAAACAAAAUAAACGAAAGAUAGAGACGUAUUUUAUGCACUAUCUUCCUAACAAAUUGGGAUGUGAUCUUAUUGACCAUUUAUUAACACUAGACCCGGAUAAAAGGUUUGACGCUAACACAGCUUUGAACCAUGACUUUUUUUGGAAAGAUCCCAUGCCAAGCGAUUUAUCUAAAGCUAUGUCGCAAAUUAAAAACCAUUGCCAUGAAUUUAGUAUGCUUAGACGGCAAACUAAUAAUAAUAAUCAACAAAUCGCCAAACUGGAAAAACCAAACGCUAUUAACAAUGGUGCAUCUACCUCUAGCUUUCCUGAUCGCAUUUUUUAAAAAGUAUUAUUUACCUAUAGCUGUUGAAUCCAAUAGAUAAUGAAUUUAUCGUAUAUUUUUGUAAAUAAAAAUAAUUUUUUUAUUAA
Molecule: messenger RNA, 1769 nt
Organism: Melanaphis sacchari
Lineage: Eukaryota; Metazoa; Arthropoda; Insecta; Hemiptera; Aphididae
Product: cyclin-dependent kinase 9-like
Exons: 8
Coding region: 391-1683 (430 amino acids)
Biological process (GO): protein phosphorylation
Cellular component (GO): nucleus
Molecular function (GO): ATP binding; cyclin-dependent protein serine/threonine kinase activity
Source: RefSeq, a predicted model, not a curated record